GUUGCCACUAUGCUCACGAAGAUGAGUCGUGUUGAUUCCAUAAGUCAUCAUGGCGCUCACUUCUUCAGGCAAAGAGCACCCAUAUUGCCAUCUCAUUGACGCACUGCCUGACGGAAGCCCCAAGUUCUUCAAUCCACACAAAUUAAACGAUCCAAGAUAUGUCAAGCUGCCUCUGUCCAUCCGCAUCUUGCUGGAGGCUGCCAUCCGAAGUUGCGAUGGAUUAUACAUCAAAGAGGAAGACGUGGAGAACAUCUUGGACUGGGAACAGCAGCAAGCUAAUGCCGAGGUGCCCUUCUCACCAGCGCGGGUCCUCCUGCAAGACUUCACUGGUAUCCCCGCCAUGGUGGACCUUGCUGCCAUGAGGGAUGCCAUGAUCAAACAUGGGGUGGAUCCCAGCCUGGUCAACCCCAAAUGCCCCACAGACCUCAUCGUGGACCACUGUCUGCAGAAAGACUUCAGCAAAUGUGCCAUACAGAACGCUCCCAACCCCGGUGGAGGGGAAGGUCCUUCCCGGCCGCCCCCUUCAUCCAAGCCUCUUCCCAGAGGAGCUUCACACUGUGGUGGCAGGCAAGGCUCCUGUAGCAAAGCUGCCUGCAGCGAACCCCCAUCGUCUGCGGCGGGGCCAGCUCACACCUCGGUCCAGCAGAUUGAGAACACGCCUCUCCUUUGCCCCUUCCACCUGAAACCAGUUUCUGAAGCCGAAACAGCUGUGAAGAAUCAGGAAAUGGAGCUGAUAAGAAAUAAAGAAAGACUUCAGUUCUUUAAGUGGUGCUCUAAAGCCUUCAAGAAUGUCAACGUUGUUCCUCCCGACGUCGGCGCCGUCCAUCAAGUCAAUUUGGAAUAUCUGUCAAAAGUGGUCCAGGUCCGUGGAGGUUUCAUCUACCCCGACAGCGUGGUGGGCACAGACUCCCACACCACCAUGAUCAACGGCUUGGGCAUCCUCGGCUGGGGUGUGGGUGGAAUCGAAUCUGAAGCGGUGAUGUUGGGCCAGCCGGUGUCUCUGACCCUUCCCCGGGUAGUGGGCUGCAAACUGGUGGGCUCCAUCAACCCUCUGACCACCUCCAUAGACGUGGUGCUGGGCAUCACCAAGCACUUGCGUCAAGCCGGCAUCGCUGGGAAAUUUGUGGAGUUUUUCGGUCCCGGUGUGUCGCAACUCUCGGCCCCGGACCGAACCACCAUCGCCAACAUGUGCCCUGAGUACAACGCCACCGUGAGCUUCUUCCCAAUCGACAGGGUCACCAUGCAGCACUUUAAAAAGACGCACUUUUCCCAGGAAAAACUCAAGUUAGUGGAGUCCUAUCUGAAGUCUGUAAAGCUCUUCAGAACCUACGAGAACUCUGUAGAAGACCCCCAGUAUUCUGAGGUGAUUGAAAUCAACCUGAGCUCCGUGGUGCCAUACGUCAGCGGGCCCAAGAGGCCGCAGGACCGCGUGGCUGUCUGCAGCAUGAAGGAAGGAUUUCAGAGUUGCCUGGAUGAAAAGGUGGGGCCCAAAGCCUUCAAUAUCUCCAAGGACAAGCAGCACAUACAGGUUCCCUUUCUGCACGGGGGCCAGGAGUACCAGCUGGUCCAUGGCUCGGUGGUCAUCGCCGCUGUGAUCAGCUGCACCAACAACUGCAAUCCCUCUGUAAUGCUGACAGCAGGUCUGCUGGCCAAGAAGGCUGUGGAGGCGGGUCUUAUGGUUAAGCCGUACAUUCGCACCAGCCUGGCGCCAGGAAGUGGCAUGGUCACGCACUACCUCAACGCCAGCGGGGUCCUGCCGUACUUCAACCAGCUGGGCUUUGAGGUGAUCGGCUACGGUUGUGCCACCUGUGUAGGGAACAUCGCGCCGUUACCAGAACCGGUAGUGGACGCCAUCAAACAGGGGAACUUGGUGGCCUGCGGCAUCCUAUCUGGCAACAGACACUUUGAGGGCCGCUUGUGCGACUGCGUACGAGCCAACUACCUGGCAUCUCCACCCCUAGUGGUGGCGUAUGCUAUUGCGGGCACUGUGAGCAUCGACUUUGAGAAAGAGCCUCUAGGCGUGACGUCAGAUGGGAAGGAGCUGUACCUUCGUGACAUCUGGCCGUCCAGGGAGGAGGUCAGAGAGACGGAAGAGGACACAGUCAUUUCCACCAUGUUUAAGGAGCUCAGGGCAAGGAUGGAGAAAGAAAACACAUUUUGGAAUAACAUUGAAUGUCCUGAGUCGGUCGUCUUUCCCUGGGACGCUAAAUCCACAUACAUCCGGUCGCCAUCUUUCUUCAGCAAACUAAGCAAAGAAGUCCCGCCCCCUCAGUCCAUUGACAAUGCUCACGUCCUACUCUUCCUCGGCGACAAAGUGACCACGGACCACAUCUCGCCGGCAGGCAGCAUCGCAAGGGUCAGCGCCGCUGCCAAGUACCUGCUCAGCAAACGCCUGACUCCUCGGGAGUUCAACUCGUAUGGCGCUCGGCGAGGGAACGACGCCGUGAUGACCAGGGGGACGUUCGCCAGCAUCAAGCUCCAAAACAGACUGGUUGGCAAAGCAGGUCCCAAGACGCUCCACAUUCCUUCAGGCCAGACACUGGACGUCUUCGAGGCCGCCGAGCGCUACCAGAGAGACGGCGUUCCCCUCAUCAUCCUCGCAGGCAAAGACUACGGCUCUGGAAGCUCCAGGGACUGGGUGGCUAAAGGACCUUACUUCCUGGGGGUCCGUGCGGUUAUUGCAGAGAGCUUCGAGAAGCUCCACAAGAACCAGCUGGUUGGAAUGGGCAUCAUGCCGCUGCAGUUCGCACCCGAGCACAAUGCCGACACGCUAGAGCUGAGUGGCAAGGAGAGGUUCAGCAUCAGCCUGCCCGAGCGUAUUUGUCCCGGGCAGCGGCUCGUCGUCAAGACCGGUCAAGGAAAGUCAUUUGAGGUCACUGCACAGUUUGACAGCGACUUGGAAAUCAUUAUUUUCCAACACGGAGGCCUCCUGAAAUAUGUUGCACGGACAAUGCUGUGAACUCACAUGACUCUUGACACCCACAAUCCCCCGUUUUUCGUCGUUUAACUGGGACAUCUUCAUGGGGGACCAGGAGACUCUACCUUUGGUCUUUGUUUCACCCCCUUACAGGCAAGGUGUCAAGUCCUGCCAAGAAAAAGCUAAGAUGGUGCUUAGGUACGUUUGUCCAUAUUUGUGUAUGUAAACAAGUGAUUAUCUGGCUGUUAUGCAAAAGUGUCUUAUUCCCAGCUGAGCGUCCUGCGUUAGUCAACACAAGAGUCUUCAUGCACUUAAGACAUUUGUACAAAAUGCAACAUUAUGAACUACGUGGCAGACUGGCACUGAGGUCAAAGGUUGCUUUUUUUGGAGGAAUUGGAAAUAAAAUGAACACUGCUGCUGAUUGGCCUUGUUGUUAUCAACAUAAAAAAACAUGUUAGCAACAGUUUAAAUGAUAUUAAUGUUAUCGUUGGCAGCACCUGUGUAAUCCCACCCACCUUUACUAUCACCUGAAGAGAGGAUGUGAAAUAAAUACGCAGGAGAUUCAAGUAUCCCAAGUGUAAACAGUGCAACAUUUAUUGAUUUGAUUUUGCAUGACAGUGCACAUUGGUGACAUUUCUUCGUACGCAGUUCCAUCCUGACAGAGCGGAUUCCAUUCAGUAACACGGCCAGAAAACAUUGGCAGGAAUUUAACAUCUCCAGUGAAAAGAACUGUGAGUGACUUUUUUUUUUUUCUUAGUGUGAAUGUGACAUUAAAGUUGCAAUCAAGAGAUUCAACCAUAAUCAGAAACACUUUCAUUUCAUGACCAACCAGAUUUCUUUCUUUACUCUCGUUCAUGUUUAGUGUAUUUUAGAGCAGGAUUUUCGAGCUUCUCUCAAGUAUGUCACACUAAACGUGUACAGACUUGCUAACCUUUUUUUUUUUCAAUGCUUGUUUGACACUGAUGCUUGUUUUAGUCAUCCACAAGUACGAAGGAAUAUUUGGGGCAUGGAGUUUUAAGUUGUAGCUUUGGGCAAAAUGAGUUGAAUUUUACAAGACAAAUUCAUGUUUUGUUAAGUCGUAAUUUUACAUCAUAAAACUAAAUGUGGAAUAAAGAUUGCAAAUGUAAG
Messenger RNA from Doryrhamphus excisus (bluestripe pipefish), 4045 nucleotides. The record is from RefSeq and is a predicted model, not a curated record. NCBI's taxonomy places the organism in Eukaryota, Metazoa, Chordata, Actinopteri, Syngnathiformes, Syngnathidae.